Molecule: messenger RNA, 2299 nt
Organism: Plectropomus leopardus (leopard coralgrouper)
Lineage: Eukaryota; Metazoa; Chordata; Actinopteri; Perciformes; Serranidae
Source: RefSeq, a predicted model, not a curated record
CUGAGGUAGGCCUGACCAGUGCUGCGCACACAGGCAGAGUGGCUGCUCUAACUCGUUAACAUCGGCAGCGGAAACAAAAACAGCUGUUUCCUCAAAGGUCACAUGCUGGUCAUGCAGGCAGUGUGAAAUCAGAGACACUCCCACCUCUCACUGCCAGGCAAAAGCCCAGAGGACAAAAGGUUAAAACAGCUCAGUUCUUAACCCACAUAUCUUAAUCCAAACAAGAUGAAAAAGUUACCUUUAUUGCUUCUCUUUUGUCAUUUUUCUUCUUCAGUGAAACACACUCUGAAGUUUUUUGUGACUGUAUCUGCUGGAGUCCCAAACUUCCCAGAGCUUACAGCUGUUGCAGUCGUUGAUGAACUUCUGAUGAGUUACUGUGACAGCAACAAACACAUCGAGCCAAAACAGGACUGGAUGCAAAAAGUAUUCGAAGACAAUCCUCAGCAGUUGGAGUGGUACUCUCGAAGGUGUUUUGAGAUUGGGCCUGUCGGUCUUAAAGCCAUGAUUAACAGUUUCAAGCAACGCUUCAACCAAAGUGGAGGUGUUCAUGUUUUACAGGAGAUGAGUGGCUGUGAGUGGGACGAUGAGACUGGAGAGGUUAAUGGUUUCAUGCAGUUUGGUUAUGAUGGAGAAGACUUCCUAGCAUUGGACCUGAAGACACUGACAUGGAUCGCUCCGAAACCACAGGCUGUCAUCACCAAACUGAGAUGGAACGCUGACAAAAGUACAUUAAAAUACAGCGAGCAUGCACUGACUCAAGUUUUACCUGAGUGGCUGAAGAUGUACUUGACCUAUGGCAAGAGCUCUCUGCUGAGAAAGGACCUCCCCUCAGUGUCUCUCCUCCAGAAGUUUCCCUCCUCUCCAGUCAGCUGCCACGCUACAGGUUUCUACCCCGACAGAGCCAUGGUGUUCUGGAGGAAAGACGGAGAGGAGAUUCACGAGGACGUGGACCUCGGAGAGAUCCUCCCCAACCAUGAUGGAUCCUUCCAGAUGAGUGUUGACCUGAACGUUUCUUCGGUCGCACCUGAAGACUGGAGGAGGUACGACUGUGUGUUUCAUCUCUCUGGUGUGAAGGAAGACAUCAUCACCACACUGGACAAAGCAGUAAUCAGGACCAACUGGGUUUCUCCCACACAGGUUCCUGCUGGUCCUGUUUUCGGAGUUGUUGCAGGACUGCUGCUGGUGGUGGCACUCUGCAUCACGGGACUCUUUGUGUGGAGAAGGAACAAAAAUGGAUUCAGACCUGCAAACAUUUCAGACUCUUCAUCGUCAUCGGACAACACUUCAGCAUCUGACUGAAGAAAGUGAGUUUGUCUUUGGCUCAACUAUGACAUAAUGUGCAAGUUUCAGAAUUCACAAAGACAUUUUGCAUAUCUGCGUGUGACCCAAUAAGCCCAGUGGGAGCAGAUGGAACUGCAUAAGCCUCUUAAACAUCAAAAUACGUAGUCUGACAAGCAAAUCAAGUGAAGGUGAAGAAAAGAGCAGAGAAGUUUGGGGGAGGAGAAUAAGGCAGCUGAGCAGGCAGGGAGCUGACUGACUGGGAAAAAGUGAGGGAAGGACUAACGAGGCUGAUGCAGCGCAGGUGUGCAGGUGGGUAAAUAAGAGAGAGGCAGCACAGGAGCACAGGAGAGGAAAAAACCCACUGAAACCCCAACAUGCUGAAAACACUGUCUUAUUUCUGUGGAGAGUGCAACCAAAGACAAACUAAGUAAUACAGGCAACUUAAAUGCCUCAAUAGUCUAUUACAUUACCACUCAAUCCAAUCUGACAGCAUCAGGACACAAAGUACAAACACAACAAUGUAAAAAUACCAUUUUACAAGUUCAACUCCUGGAUUCAAAACCCUACUUGAGUAAAGUAGGAGUCAAGUCUAGAUGUAUUAUCAGAAAUUAGCCUAAAUUUUCAAAAAGAAAACUACCUGUAGAAACUACCUGAAUAAAUUUUAAUGUAUCAGUGUAACUACCAGUGAUGAAUUAGUAAAGAUGGAGCUAUGUUUCACUACUUUUUACAGUAAAGUAUUGUGAAAAAAUGGAUAUUUUGACUUGUUUGGACCUCAAUCUGAGUUAUGUUUUUGUGCAACCUGUAUCAGAAUCAAAAAUACUUUAUUGUGGUUCAUUACAGUUGCUCCGGCACUAGAGAAUUAUUGCAAAGAGAAAUAAGUACCAGCACAAGUAUAUAAAAAUAGAAAGUGGAAAAGGAAAUACAGUGAGAAUAAACAAGCAGCACAGUAUGUGAAUAUUUUAAUAUUUAAAAUACAGUAUGUUUAGUAUGCUGAGUAUGUAAGUGUGUAAAAAUAUAA